Messenger RNA from Pocillopora damicornis (cauliflower coral), 1621 nucleotides. Its product is annotated as tubulin alpha-1A chain-like. Gene Ontology annotation, cellular component: microtubule. Gene Ontology annotation, molecular function: GTP binding; structural constituent of cytoskeleton. Lineage: Eukaryota; Metazoa; Cnidaria; Anthozoa; Scleractinia; Pocilloporidae. Gene Ontology annotation, biological process: microtubule-based process. The record is from RefSeq and is a predicted model, not a curated record.
GCGCCCUUAUAAACGCGCCUAAACUUGAGGUUGCAUUAAUUUCAACGGUCGCACUGUCUUUCGUCGAAGCCGUCGCAUUUCGAUAUAAGACUCUUUCGCCCGAUAUAUUGAACAGAGAAAUUUUUCUACAGUUCAUUUUGCUAUAAUUCUGCAUCAACAUGCGCGAGUGUAUUUCUGUCCACGUUGGCCAAGCCGGAGUGCAGAUUGGUAACGCUUGUUGGGAGUUGUACUGCUUGGAGCAUGGAAUUCAGCCUGAUGGUCAAAUGCCCAGUGACAAGACAAUCGGUGGAGGAGAUGAUUCCUUCAACACAUUUUUCAGCGAGACCGGAGCAGGAAAACACGUUCCUCGCGCCGUCUUUGUUGAUUUGGAACCAACUGUCGUUGAUGAAGUUCGUACUGGCACCUACAGGCAAUUGUUCCACCCAGAACAGUUGAUCACUGGUAAAGAAGAUGCUGCAAAUAACUAUGCUCGUGGGCACUACACUGUUGGAAAAGAAAUGAUUGAUCUUGUUCUGGACAGGAUCAGGAAAUUGGCUGAUCAGUGCACUGGCUUGCAAGGUUUCCUUAUCUUCCAUUCUUUUGGUGGUGGUACUGGCUCUGGAUUCACAUCAUUGCUCAUGGAGCGCCUGUCUGUGGACUAUGGCAAGAAAUCCAAACUGGAAUUCUCUAUUUACCCCGCACCACAGAUUGCCACAGCUGUUGUGGAGCCUUACAACUCCAUUCUGACAACACACACCACUCUGGAGCACUCUGACUGUGCCUUUAUGGUGGACAAUGAGGCCAUCUAUGACAUCUGCCGUCGUAACCUGGACAUUGAAAGACCCACUUACACCAACCUGAACAGACUGAUUGGUCAGAUUGUGUCGUCCAUCACUGCAUCACUCCGUUUUGAUGGUGCCUUGAAUGUUGACUUGACAGAAUUUCAGACCAACUUGGUGCCAUACCCUCGUAUUCACUUCCCUCUGGCCACUUAUGCUCCGGUGAUCUCAGCAGAGAAAGCCUAUCAUGAGCAGUUGAGUGUUGCUGAAAUCACCAAUGCCUGCUUUGAGCCAGCCAAUCAGAUGGUGAAAUGUGACCCACGUCAUGGUAAAUAUAUGGCCUGUUGUUUGUUGUACCGUGGUGAUGUGGUUCCAAAGGAUGUGAAUGCAGCCAUUGCAACAAUCAAGACCAAGAGAACCAUUCAGUUUGUUGAUUGGUGUCCAACUGGAUUUAAGGUUGGAAUCAACUACCAGCCUCCCACAGUUGUUCCUGGUGGUGACCUGGCCAAAGUACAACGCGCUGUGUGCAUGUUGAGUAACACCACAGCUAUUGCUGAGGCCUGGGCCCGUCUGGAUCACAAGUUUGAUCUGAUGUAUGCAAAGCGUGCAUUUGUCCACUGGUAUGUGGGUGAGGGUAUGGAGGAAGGAGAGUUCUCUGAGGCUCGUGAAGAUUUGGCAGCAUUGGAAAAGGAUUAUGAAGAGGUUGGAGUGGAUUCCGUUGAUGCUGAAGGUGAGGAAGAAGGGGAGGAAUAUUAGACAAAACAAGACCACCCUGGAAGAAAAAAUUAAUGCUUUUGUGUUUUGAGAUUGAGUUCUGUGAUAUUGUGUUGUAAGAUUGAGGAAUAAAUGUUUGUUUCAUGACU